AUGAACAAUUCCUUUAAGUAUUUAUUAUUUUUCUGACAAUUAAAUAUUUGGUAAGAUUGAUACAAAUGUCUGUUCUCUAGUAGGAAAUCAAUGGAGAAAAAGGAAACUAAAGAAAUGAAUAGAAACAAUGAGGACAUUUUAAAGAAACUCAGUCACACACAUCUGGACACUGGUUAUUGGAUUCCUCUAAUUACAGAAAAGAUUGAGCUUCAGAGUUCUGAAGUAUUAAAAUAUUUUGAUUAUGAAGAUUAUACAGAACUAGAAGCCAAAAUUAAAUAUGCCUGGGAGAAAAGGGCUUUGCAGAAACUCUUUAACUUGCCAGACAGCAGCAUGGACUUAACUGAAACCCAACAAAUUCAUUUAAAAGCAUUGAAAGCAAGAAAUAAACAUGCUGCUGAGAUACUGAACAAACUGAAAGGGUUAAAUAAUGAAGGAAAAAGUCAAGAUGAUGAAAGUGUCAGACAGAGGGUGAAGGAAUUGAAGAAAGCCAUGCAGAUCCCUACUGAAUAUCAACCACCCCCUGAGAAAAGAUUCGUUGAUUUAAUAGAUUAUUUCCAAAGUCAAAUUGACCUCAUAGAGGAAUCUUUUUUACAAAAAGAAAAUCUGUCAGAUGAAGAGAUCCUCAACUUGGCAUCUGGAGGGUUAGCACUUGAGGGGAUCUAUAUCACAGAAAACAAGAACGAUUUGCUUCAGAAACAUGAGAAAUUAAUUUGUGUUCCUAAAAGUUUCAAACUUUGUGGACCAGAACAAGGUCCAGUCCUAUGGCAAAGGGAAUUUGCCUCCGUUGAUAAAGAAAAGGAUUUCCAAAACUUUGUUGAGAAAUUUGGACUAAGUCUAAGUUGUUGCAUCCCCGGUGGGUUUUUCAAUCUUGGUGUUAAAAUGAAAACAAACUGCAGUGAGUCUUCAGAGUCUGACAAAUUAAAUAAAAAACUUAAUGAGCAGAUUUAUGUUUCCAAAACUAAAUUUAACUGCAUUCCACAAGCUUCCUGUUACUUUACAAAGGAUCAAAUCAGACUUUCUGAAGCCGCUUUCAAAUGUUUAAAAGAAAUUGAGAAUAAAAUUGAAGAUCAUAACACAGACUUAGAAACAAUAAAAAAUGAAUGUGAAUAUUUUUAUAAAACAUUUGGCUCUCACGUCAGCUUGGGCCCGAUACAGUUUGGAGGAAUAUUCUGGUGGAAAGCAUCAAGAAAAGGAUUUAAGGUUGCACAGUUGCAGGAAGCCAAGAAAACAAUAUCUGAAACACUUGAUUUCUUUAUGGCAGCUACUUACUAUGGAUGGGGAGAAAACUUAGACGUUAAAAGCUCAAAACUCCCAGUUUACCUUCAUAAGUCAAACUUUUCAGAAGAUAUUUCUGUUUUGGUGAUGAAGACUGGAGGCCCACAAAUAAAAAAUUCUCUACAACAAUGGAAGGCAGGUCUUGUAAACAACAGUAGAACUUGGAGUAUUAUUGACAGAGGUUUCCAGCUGAUGCCCAUAUGGGAAUUGAUUCUGUCCAAUCACAAAGAUGAUUUUAAAAAUUGUCUAAACAUUGCAACAUGUCUUGCUAAUUCAUACAAACUACUGACUAAUCUCCCCAUUGAAACAUUUUAUGGAAAAUGUCUAUUUUAUGAUAUGGAUAACAUAAAAAGUGCCUUACAGGGAAUGCCAGGGGGAGUAGACAAUGCCAAAGAACACUUGAUGACUAUUCUUGAACAUAAACAUGCAAUAAAUCAAGCAAAACAUUCUAGUUCUUGGGUAGGCAUAUGCCUAGAUAAUCGAGACUUUCAGGACUUUCUGAUAAAAGUUGUUGAGAAAUACAAAUCUUCCUCUGAGAAUCACAUGAUCAAAUUGCUACUUCGUGCAGUCCUUGAGCCUGACAUUUAUUCUUUUGAAAAUUUUACAGAGAAGUCAUUUAUAUUAAAAUGGAUCAAUGAUUCAAAAAUGGAUGAAUAUCAUCAUUUUUCCAUUUCUGCAUAUGAACAAUUUACUGACAAAAUAAAAAAAUCAAAAGAUAUUCUUAAAGUGGCCUCUCAGUAUAAUCCAGAUACAGUGGAAUCACACCAGGCAAAGGUAAGAGCAACAAUAGAAAUGACUCGUGCAUUGUGUUUGCUGCUAAAAUGCUUGAGAAAUACCAAGGAAUUUGAUGCAGAACUUCUAUUGCUUUGUUUUGCCAACAUUACAGGAUUUUGUCUACAGAAUUAUGCAUUUCAAGGCAUUUUGGGAUUGGAAGAUAUAGAAUAUGUGGAAGACUCUAUCCACAUAGCCUAUCAUUUAUACACAAAUCUAAGAAAGGAAAGUAAACAGAAAUUCCAGGGUCGUGUAUUGCUGGCUAGUUUGGCCCUUUUAGCAAACAGUGAGCAGCCAUCAUCAAAAGACAUAAUAAAACAUCUUAAUUUUAUGGUUACAUUUCUGGGCAAUUCACUCUCUGUUACUAUUUCAAAAAUUCUAAAAAAAUACUAUGAAAAUUUAGAUUUUGUUAGUCUGAAAAAUGAUCUUAAAACAUUCAUUUCAUCACAAAACAGAAGCAAUAAUACAGAAUUAAAUGUUGAAAUGUUUUUUCUGGAAUUGGAACAUAUUGGUCAACAUAAAAAAAAUGGUGAAGAAAUUAUCUCUGAAGUUAAAUUGGAACACACAAAUGUGGAUUUACAGAAUUUACUUAAACAUCUCAAUCUUGAAAACUACUAUCCAAAAAAAAUGAAUAUUUCUGACUUCCGUAUAAUCUGUGACAUUGCUCAUAAGCCCCCAUCAUUCCAAUUUUUGCAAAAAUUGCUACAUUUUGAUUACCGGGCAAGAUAUUUAAAGCACAGUUAUGAAGAUAAAUGUGGAAAAUUACCCACAACCCAAGCAAAUGUUACAGAGAGUCCCACCAAAGAGAAUUUUACUGACUCAGAUGUGAAUAGUUUUGACGGUUUUUUAAAACUCACUGAGGUGCAAUCUAACAAAAGUAUCACAAAUGUACAGUCUAUCCACCCUAUGGAUCUUCAGAUGGCAAUUUUACACUGUGCUGAUGAUUUAACCAGACAAUACAUCUACAGAAAACUUUCAUUUUGUCAGUUUGCUCUUCCCCUCUUGGUUCCUGAUCCUAAUUCUGGGAAUGUAGAAUUUCCACUCUGGGCAUUCUAUGAUGUACAAAAGAAGUGGCAGAACAAUCUUCAAAAGUGUGAAACUAAGAUAAAAAAAUCCAAUGAAAAGUAUAUAAAGGAAGCAAAGUUACCAAUAGUAGGUUUCUUUCGGUUUGGUGACUCCUGUACAUCAAAAUCCCAACUUCUUAACUCUUUGAUGAGUAAGCGAAAACACGACAUCUUUUACCAUCGACACUGUGAAGGCAGCACAAAGAAGUCAGUACUAAUGAAAGGUGUUGCAGAGAUCGCCUGGUAUUGUCCAGGGGGGAGAGAUGAUGAUAUGUUUGAUGACUGCAUUGCCUUUACAAAUCUCCAUGGGGAUCUACGAGAACAUGAUAAGCAAGUCAACUUCUUACUGGACAUUGCCUCAGUCAUUGUCAUACUUGUAACAGAGGCUGACUUGGAAGAUACAAAGAGCAGAGAAUUUCUAAUGGAACGCUAUAAGUCUCCUAAACCUUUAAUAUGUCUGUUUUCUGAUAAAGAACAUAAUCUGUUACGUAAUGGCGAAAAAGUAAAAAUUGGCACAAAGAACAGAAACGAGGCAGAAUUACUCCAAGAACUAAAAAUAAUAAUUACAAGUAUGAUAGGGAAUACACUAAAUCCGUGUUCUUUGGAUGACUGUGUAGGUGUUGCAAAAGUAUUUGGUAUCUCUGUUGAUGUAGAAAGUCAAAUAUGUAAAUCUACUAAAGAACAAGCUCAGACUCUAAUGUCUUUGUUAAAUAAGAAAAAAGUUGUAGAAAUUAAGAGAGAAUUUCUUCCGCUACAAGGGGAUCUGUGGCACAAAUGGUGUCAGAAAGACAAAGAACUCAAUCGUCUCAAGGGAAACAGUAAUCAAAGUAUUGAACAACAACGUAGUAACAUUGAGUCACAGAAGAAGGAAAUUAGGCAGAAUCAGUUACAAAGAGCAUUAUCACUCAAUGUAUUUAUGACGUGCUUUCUAAAAACUGUACAGUCACACUCAGAUUUCUCCAAAAUGUACUUUCUGCAGUGGUUUAAAAUGCAUUUAGACAAGAUCACUGUCGAGAAUCUCCCACAGCUAAACCAGAAAUUUCAUGACUUGUGGUCAAAUAUUCAGAAGACAAAGAAAGAAGAAAAAAACAAAAAGGCAGUCGAAGAGAUGGAAAAAAGAUUAAACAGUCUAUCAGAUCAGAUAAAUGAUUCAACAUUUGGACUUGAACACAUCCUGAGAGAAGUGGGACAGAUCUAUGAGGCUUCAGUCACAAAUUCUAAAGGUGAUUCUAGUUUUUAUUUGUUACCACAAAUUGCUGCCAGUCUCAUGGUCUCUGGGCAGCCAAUAGAACUGAUGGAUGGGGAUUCAGCACAUGUGCCUCUGAGAUGGAUAGGAGCUGUUUUAGAUAAACUGGUUGAAAUACUUGGAGAUAAGAAACUUUUUGUUCUCUCAGUUCUUGGAAUACAAAGUACUGGGAAAUCUACUCUGCUUAAUGCCAUGUUUGGCCUGGAGUUUGCAGUAAGUGCAGGUAGAUGUACUCGGGGGGCAUUCAUGCAGCUUGUGAAGGUUGAUGAGCAUCUUAGAAAAGAGACAAAUUUUGACUUUGUGCUUGUAAUAGAUACGGAAGGUUUAAGGGCUAUGGAACUGUCCAAUGAAACAACUUUAAACCAUAACAAUGAGUUGGCUACAUUUGUAAUUGGCCUGGGCAACAUCACAUUGAUUAACCUUUAUGGAGAAAAUCCUUCUGAAAUGCAAGACAUUCUACAGAUAGCUGUUCAGGCAUUCCUGAGAAUGAAAUCAGUCAAUCUCAGACCAGGAUGUCUAUUUGUUCAUCAGAAUGUUGGGGAAAUCACAGCAGCAGAAAAAAAUAUGGAAGGACAAAGACGACUUCAAGUAAAACUGGAUGAAAUGACACAAAUUGCAGCAGAACAAGAACAUUCAGACAUUACUUGCUUUAAUGACGUGAUCAAGUUUGAUGUAAACACUCAUAUUUGGUACUUUGCCCACCUCUGGGAAGGUGACCCACCCACGGCUCCCCCCAAUCCAAGCUACAGUCACAAUGUGCAGUCUCUAAAAAAAAUGAUACUUGAUCAUGGAAAAGCACAAGACAAUAUUUUAUCUAUUUCUGAUUUUAAGAUCCGUGUAACUGAUUUGUGGAAUGCUCUGCUGAACGAGAACUUUGUUUUCAGCUUCAAGAAUUGUCUAGAGAUUGCAGCCUACAACAAGCUGGAAAGCAGAUACUGUAAGUGGACAUGGGACAUGAGAGAACAUAUGCUUAAUCUGCAAAACAAACUCACAAACCAAAUUGUAAACAGUGAAAUACAGAGUAUAAACAGGUUAUCUCUUCUUAAUGAUCUGAAAGAGAAAUAUGACAAAAUUAUUGACAACCUAAGUAACUUUUUCAGUGAUGAUAAAGAUGGCAAUAUAUUGAUCCAGUGGAAAGUGAAAACUGAGAUCAGACUGGAAGCUGUUAAAAAUGAUCUUGUAGAUGAAGUAAAGAAAAACUUGGAUGAGCAGAUACACAUAAAGAACAGCAUGAGAGAAACUGACCAAAUGAAAGAACAAUAUGAAGUAGAGCUGUUAACUAAAAGCAGAGAUUUGGCUUUAGAUCUUAAAGCAAAAGCAUUAAAUGACAAUGAGAUUGAGGAACAGUUUCAUACACUGUGGAGUGACUGGAUUGAAAAAGUGAAGGUCUCUAGACCAAUGCUGGAUCCACCUAACAUUGAAGUGGAUAUGGAAAAUAUUCUUCUAGAUUACUUUAAACAAGAGACAAAUCUAAUCAACAAGAUCAGGAGUUCUUACGAAUGGACCAAUUUAUAUCUGGAGUUUUCAAAAUAUAUCCAGACAAAAGUAAAGUGGCUUCGAAUGAGAUCUGAGAAACUUAAAAAAAUGGAAGACUUGGAAAUAAAACUAGAAACAGAAAAACUAAGAAACAAAAUUAAUAGAUAUAUUGAUAAGAAGGAGCAGGAUCAUAUGGACUAUCAGCUCAGCUACUUUUAUGAAAUCCUGCACAUCAUAGAGAAGGAACUGAGCACGUGGCUCCAUCCAAAGUUCGGGUUCAAGAAGGAAUUCAAGUUGUUUGUUUCCCUUUAUUUCUUGAAAGAGGCAAAGGAAAGAUUUACCCACCUUUCUCAUGAAUUUAGAUCACUGAAUGACCCAGUCAACCAUUUUGAAGCAAAGAAGAAUUAUUUUUCAAAAAUCUUUAAAAAUUCCUUUGCAGAAAAAGCAUCAAUUGCGUCACUGGCUGAAAUCUUAAGUGAUAAACUGACUGAUUCUAUAUUGGAACAAGUAUUUGCCCAGGCGGCUAUUGACUUAGUCAGUGAAAUAAAAUCCAACCACCCGGCUCUUAAUGGGAACAGAUCUAAAUUAGAGCUUCACCUCUUAAAGUCUCUGGCUGAAACUGAAUGUUUCCAAGAAUACAUUCUGUAUAUUGAUUAUCCCAAAACUGCAUUCACUGAGUUUUUGCAGAAAUGUGUUACUGAAUAUUGUAAAAGUAAUAAUUUAGAGAUUUGUAACAUUGUAAUGAGAAAUCUUGAUAAAUUAAAAAUACUUAUACGGGGAACUAUUGAGAAAUCAACUGAGGCUGUUAAACUUACCGGUGGUGAUAUUGAUUCCUGGGUUGGAACAUUCUGUAAAGAACUUGGGAGCCAUAUUCAGAUUUCACAGAGUGACUUUAGAAGUCUUCAGUACCAGAACAUAACAGAUGUAGACUUCCUACAGGAGGCAGUUACUGUGGCCCUGGAAACUGGGACUCAGAGCCUAAAUGAGGAAUUUUCUAAGUUUUGUUUAACAAACUUCAAAGCAAGGCUCCAUGAAAUAUUAUUUGAGCAGUUUAAUGCAUGUUGGCAUCAGUGCCCUUUUUGUAAAGUCAUUUGUACUAACACUAUAGCUGGGCAUGAUGGAGACCACAGUGUCCCAUUUCACCGCCCUCAGACAUUAGCAGGGUGGAAAUUUCGUGGUACAGAUAAGUUUGUCACAGACUUCUGCACCACUAAGGUAGCGAGUGAUAAGAAAUUUCGCGAGGAUGGUAAUAGCUUUCCAUACAAGAAUUACAGAUCAGCAGGACCUCCAUAUUCUGAUUGGUCUAUUACACCAGAUAACUCAGAGCAAUGUUACUGGAAAUGGUUUGUGUGUCGAUUCAAGGAAGAUCUAGAAAAUCUUAAGAAUAAAAAGUUUUAUGAUUCAGGGGCCAUCCCUGAACAAUGGAAGAAAUACACCAAGGAUGAGGCCAUUGCUGAACUGAAAAUCUAAUAGUGUGUAAGGAAGAUGUAUCAUAAUUUGUAAUCUUAUGAUCUAGUACAAUAUGACACAGGUCUGUACAGCUUUGUACUAAGACCUUAUUAUAUUUUUUAAUUGUUGUGGUUUUUGAAUUAUUCAAAUGUAGUUUGUUCUGCAACUCUGAGGCCUGAAAAUCUGGUUGCUAGGCUUAAUUCCAGUACCAAAGCAACAUUAUAAAUUAGAUUAGAAGAAGAAUAGGAUAACCAUUAAUGCAUACAGUGUAUCCAUUUUUUUGCUUGCUAGGGUCAGUGACCCUGAAAACUAUUUUUUUCACUAGCAGGCUGGAAAUAAAGUAGGAACCCAAAAAAACAAACACAUUUUAAUUUAAAGGCCAGCUUCUCCUUUUAGUAUAUUACUCACUGUAAUAAUAAUGUGAUAAUUGUAUCUAGUAAGGGGGCUGUUAAAUAAUGGCCUCUCAAGAGGUUCUGGGAGUUGGGAUUCAUCAAAUCAAGGUUCAUAGAUUGGAAAAUUCUUCAUGAUAGGGUUUUUCAUUGUCUGUUUUUAUAAGAUUUUCAAUUUUAGUGUUUGUGUGAUCGUGCCUUAUGGUUUAUGAAUGGUUUAUGGUUUUAAGUGUAUGUUAUCUCCCAAAUAAAAAUGAUGUCAAAUGAUAUGUUUUGCAGAUUUAAA
Molecule: messenger RNA, 7956 nt
Organism: Xenopus laevis (African clawed frog)
Lineage: Eukaryota; Metazoa; Chordata; Amphibia; Anura; Pipidae
Product: interferon-induced very large GTPase 1
Exons: 1
Coding region: 91-7302 (2403 amino acids)
Source: RefSeq, a predicted model, not a curated record